UAUAAAUCACCCCGGGGAGCUGGGGCUAGGGAGACGGGGUGUUGCUGGGCCGUGCUCCACUACGGGGAUCACAGGAUCGGAGAUGGACACUCCGCCCGGCGCUGGGAGAGGCCUGGUCCCCGUCACCUUCCUCCUGGGCUGCUCCUUGCUCCUGUGCUCAGGGGCCUGGCUCCCCCCGUCGUAUCCCCCCAACAGGCUGUGGACGCGGGAUGCCCCUUGGGACCUGCAGCUGCCGUCCAUCACCCUGCAGGACUGGAGCCUGCGGAUGCUGUCCGGAGAGGGGCGAAGCAGGAAGUCCCGUCCCUGGAGCGGGCCAAGCCAGGAAGUCCCGCCUGCGGAGCUGGCCCCGGCCCCCGCCUGGGGCGGGAAGAGGAGCAUCGUGGUGGCGGACGACGCGGCUUUCCGGGAGCAGAGCAAGAUGCUGACGGCCCUGGAGCGCCAGAAAUGGCUCAACUCCUACAUGCAGAAACUGCUGGUGGUGAACCCCGACUGAGGGGGGGCAUCCGGCUGUCCCGCCGUCCGGGGGCCGCGCGCCCCCCAAUAAAGGAUCUUUGCUUUCUGUCUGCUG
Messenger RNA from Caretta caretta (loggerhead turtle), 568 nucleotides. The record is from RefSeq and is a predicted model, not a curated record. NCBI's taxonomy places the organism in Eukaryota, Metazoa, Chordata, Testudines, Cheloniidae.